UGCCGGUUGCCGGUGGUAAUUCAUAUUUGGUGAUUUUGAAUGUAAAAAAGUUUUUUUACUCUUUUGUUUGUUGGUGAAAAUACGCGUAAGGUAAAGAUCUUUUGGUUAAAUUAAUUUGAAAUGUAUUAUGCGGUUAUUAUGUGAUACAAGAACUGAAUAAUGCAAAAUCUAACCUCAAAGUUGCUGUCACGAUAAUUGUGUUGAAUUUUGCAUUAUGCAUUGGGUAAGAUGACAUACAAAAGGUAUACAUUAAAUAAGAAAUGUAGUAGGUAUAUAUUAAAUAAGAAAUGUAGUAUACAUUUAAUAAGAAAUGUAGUAUACAUUUCUUAUCGUAACAAUUUAUACUCUAUAUCAUUCUCAUCGCAGUUAGAGACAACAUGUAAUCAAUUUCUACCCACAUUUAAAUUAUUGUAUUCUUGACAUUUGAAAGUCUACAAAACAUAAUUAUUUGGUAGAAGGGUAUUAUUUUGUUUUACUUUUGUCUAAAGAUUAUUGUUGAAUGACAUUGUAGUAUUUGUGAUUCGAGUAAUUUUUUUUUAAAUGCAGGAUGCCUGGUAAUUAUAAAAGAACAUCGACGCGAAAAAGUUGGUCACAAGAAGACAUGGAUAAGGCCAUCGAAGCUGUAAAAAAUAAUAGGAUGGGUUGGCUUUUAGCAUCUAAACAUUUCAACGUGCCACAAGCUACCCUUCGUCGUCAUUAUCAUAGUACUCCAGUAAAUCUUGGUCGUUUUAAGCCAACCUUCAAUAAAGAUAUGGAAAAAGCACUCGUAGAUCGUGUUCUUGAGUUUGAAAGUCGUCUUUUUGGUUUUAACACGACUGAAAUAAGAAAAUUAGCUUUUGAAUUUGCUGAAAAAUUGGGACUGAAUCACAGAUUUGAUAAGAAUGAGAAGAUAGCUGGGUGGGAUUGGCUCAAGGGGUUUAGAGAACGCAACCCAAAUAUUGCACUCAGAGCUCCCGAGCCAACCUCAGCUGCAAGAGCAAGGGCAUUCAAUAAGUCUCAAGUAUCAUAGUUCUUUGCUCUUUUGGAAAGAGAAGUUACUGCUAACGAGAUCCAGCCGCAUAGAAUUUUCAACAUGGAUGAGUCUGGACUAAACACAGUUCAAAAGCCCCCAAAAGUUUUUGCAUCCCAAGGCAAAAAACAAGUUGGCGCUGUCACUAGUGCUGAACGCGGUGAACAUUUCACAGUUGUUGCCUGUGCUAACGCCAUUGGAAAUUUUGUUCCACCUGCAUUAAUUAUUCCAAGAAAAAAUCAUAAGGCUGAAUACUUUGAUGGUGCUCCUUCAGGUACUUUAGAGCUUUGCUAUCCCUCUGGUUAUAUGGUUGGUGACUUAUUCUUCAAGUGGAUGCGCCAUUUUAUAGGUUUUGUGAAUGCUUCUGUAACAAAUAAGGCAUUGCUAAUCCUUGAUGGGCACUCCAGCCAUAAAAAUAUAGAAGCACUGGAACUCGCCAAGUCCAACGGUGUGAUAAUGCUCUGUCUGCCGCCACAUUGCACACACCGAAUGCAGCCUACUGAUGUAUCUUUUUUUGGUCCACUUCAGGCUUAUUAUGAUCGCGAAAUGGCAACAUGGAUGAAAAACCAUCCUGGCAGAACCGUAGGCCUAUACCAAGUCGCUCAAAUUUUUGGAAGAGCCUACGAAAAUGCAGCCUCUGUCAAGAACAUAACGAGUGGUUUUGAGAAAACUGGAAUUUUUCCUUUUAAUCCAAACAUUUUUCCAGAAGAAAUGUAUUUACCUAGCGAAGUUACCGAGAAUGAAUUGAAUAACGAUGAAGAGCCGGUUGCCAGUACUUCAUCUCAGCCUGAGCUAAAUAAUGAAGACUCCUCGGAAUCAACAGACGCUGAGGAACAGAUAAUGGAGAAUGCAGCUGACAACUCUCAGGAGCAAAUAGAUUUUCAAGCCACUUCUAGAGAUGUUGAAGGUCGUCCCUCAUCCCCCUCAAUUUUGUUACCAAACACAGUUACGCAUUUAUCACAACACCAUAAUGACAAUACUGAAUUUCAGUCCCAACCUAUACUUCAAGAGUCUGACUCUAAGCAACCUCAUAACGCCGGCGAUAAAAUUAAUAUUAUUAUUUCUCCGAGUGAAGAUGCUACUUCUACUUUAAAUAAUCCAUUAUCCCUUCAAACUUUAGCAGCAAAUAUGGUUGAGCAAUUAUUAAAAGAUCAUGACAAAAACAUUCCGUUUCAAUCCCUGCAUACACUCCUAGAGCCUAAUUCUGAAAAAUCCACAAAUGCCAAAGAAGAGACUAGACUUUUGCAAACGGGAAUACUUUCUGCUACUAACUGCAUACUUAACGACAUUUCUCCAUUACCAAAAGCUACAGGAAGAUUAAAAGCAAAGAGAAAAGUCGGUGGAGCUCAGGUUUUCACAUCUAGUCCAUUUAUGAAUGACAUAAAAUCAACAAUACAGCAGAAAAAGGAAAAGGAAAAUCUGAAAUCUCUGAAACAGCAAAAGAAAGUGAAGCGCGUUAUUUUUGAAGAUGAUGACGUGAAUUAUAAGCCUGUAUCAAAAAAACUCAGAUCCAAACGAGGUCCAAAGCGAACAAAACCUGAUUUAGACGAUGAUGAGAACCUCGAAAAAAUACCUAACAUGGACCCUGGGCCCUCCUCAAAGAAAUACAGGUCUACGCGUAGUAGAAAGCAGACGCAGCCUGUUAUUUUGAACGAUGACGACGUCUUGGACGAUCCUUAUGCCCAUAAAGAUGCGGAAGAGGAGGAGGAUCCAGCUUGCAUUUACUGCAAUGAAAUGUUUAGCCAGUCUAGGCCAAAAGAACAUUGGGUGAAGUGUCAACUAUGUUCCAAUUGGUGUCACACACUAUGCGCAGGCAUACCUGCAAGAAAGAAACAUUUUGUUUGCGAACUAUGUUCAUAAGACUGUUACAAUUUAAGACGACAUACCCUUUAAAGUCCAAGAUGACAUACUAUGUCAUUUUACCCUAUAGAUAUGUCGUCUUACAAACGUUUACCUCACUGCAACUUAUGUUGAUUUUUUUUAUUUUAUAUUACAGUAAUUGUUCUAAAACUUAAGAAAUGUUGUUAAUUAUGAUACAUUUAAGAAUAAACGCAAUAUGCUGAUC
Messenger RNA from Amyelois transitella, 3074 nucleotides. RefSeq lists its product as uncharacterized. The record is from RefSeq and is a predicted model, not a curated record. The transcript has 2 exons. Gene Ontology annotation, cellular component: nucleus. The coding region runs from base 1073 to 2869 and encodes 598 amino acids. Gene Ontology annotation, molecular function: DNA binding. NCBI's taxonomy places the organism in Eukaryota, Metazoa, Arthropoda, Insecta, Lepidoptera, Pyralidae.